Molecule: messenger RNA, 1605 nt
Organism: Aphis gossypii (cotton aphid)
Lineage: Eukaryota; Metazoa; Arthropoda; Insecta; Hemiptera; Aphididae
Exons: 2
Coding region: 277-1155 (292 amino acids)
Source: RefSeq, a predicted model, not a curated record
GUAAAUAAUAUCCCACGGAGUCCGCAUCGUCAGGUUUUGUUCAUUAGUUUCGCGCGACGAGUCGAUCGGCCAAUUAAAGACGAAAGAUAGAAAAAAAAAACAAAUACCAAAAACUAAUCGAAAAAUAGAAACGGCACCCCACCGAAAGUUAUAUAUACGUAGCGCGACGUCUGCAACCACAUCAUUGUGAGUUUCGAUUCAUCCGAACGACGACCUGAGCGACCGGAGUGUAUUUUUACAUUUAUAAUAUUAAAUUAAUCGUAAUUUGCGUCGAACAUGUCCGCCAUUAAGUGGUGUCUCCUCGGGAUCAUGGUCACCGUGCGGUUGUCGUCCGGCCACAGUGAUUCCGCUCCAGAAAGGUCAUUUGGCGUGUUGCGUUGCACUUCCGCCGACGGGCCAGGCACGUGUCUUUUCAAGGGUCUGCUCAAAAAUGCAUUGCUGUACGCCGCGAGUCGGAGGGAAGACUCAUUGUCCGCCGUCGCCGCCGAUGACAACAAAGUGGGCGACGGCGACGGUGGCCUUCUCCAACAGCAGUCCAAAGGCAUCGAGGAAUAUCUCAUAGAGCAGAUACAAAACAUAUUCGGAUUGUUUUCGUUCGGAUUUGAUCUUCCAUCCGAAGUCAUCGCCCCAUGGUCCUUGCUCAAGUCGUCUUUCCUCAACGGUAGAGGCAAAAAGAACAAAAACCUCGGCCCCAUGCUCGCCGCCGGCGUGGCCGUGAUGGCCGGCACGCUGCUACCUCUGGCGUUCGGCGCGCUGUUCAUGUUGGCCGGCAAGGCGAUCAUGACCAGUCUGCUGGCCAUCACGAUAUCCGGAAUGCUGGGCCUGAAGGCGCUGUUCGGCAAACACGAAUCGGGGCACGUCAAGUCGUACGCGGCGGCCCCGGCCGCUCACUACUCCGAGGCUCAGUUCGAACAGGAGCUGGGCGUGUACAAGGGCCUGCAGACCGAGGCCAAGAUGCACAGCUCGUCGGCCAACUAUUACGCUGGCGAGUCCAACCCCCCAGGAGCGUAUUUCAAGGGCGCGAGGCCGCCCGCACAGGAACAGGACCACCACGACGACGACGGCGGACCCGACCAGCCGGGAGGGUAUUACUCGUCAGCAGCGGGCCCACUGGUGCCCAACAACAAGAUCGCCGUGGUCGAGAAGAGCGACUAAACGACUGCGAUUCGCAUACCGCGGUUAGACGUAUUACCUAUUACGUUUUGUCGUUUUAUCGAUGAUGAUAUUUUUAUUUUAUCGUUAUUGCAGUCGUCGUUGUAGUCGUUGUUGACGAUUUUAUCUCCGUCGACACGGAAUUGUACAUAAAUUAAUAUAAUAAUAUCGAUUGUUAGUUAUACGUCUUAUAAGAACGAAACUCCGCGAUAGUCUUUAUAAUAUGUUAAAACCUAUUGGUUUAUUAUGACUAUAGACGGAGUAGUGGGUAGUGGGAAGGGAGGACGAAAAGAACAAGAACAACACUACCCGUGUUAUUAUCAUUAUAAUGUGUAAUAAUAACUUUCUAUACCUACUAGUAAAUUUAAUGAUAGAAUCUUGUAAUCAUAAUAUUAUGAUAAUUAUAAUAAUAAUAUUUAUUUGUACAAUAAAGCGUUUACUAUGUUACAUACU